Messenger RNA from Colletotrichum graminicola M1.001, 660 nucleotides. RefSeq names its product galactoside O-acetyltransferase. The transcript is spliced from 2 exons. The record is from RefSeq and is a predicted model, not a curated record. The coding region runs from base 1 to 660 and encodes 219 amino acids. Lineage: Eukaryota; Fungi; Ascomycota; Sordariomycetes; Glomerellales; Glomerellaceae. Gene Ontology annotation, molecular function: acetyltransferase activity.
AUGGUACCGCCGGUCCGUACAGAGAAGGACGAAAAUGCGAUCGCGCACGCGAGGACGUUGGAUCGGGUGCCCUGGUGCGAAGACUACGAAAAGAUGAUCUCGGGCAUGCUUUACAGCUGCAUGGCGCCCGAGCUGGUUGAGUCAAGGAACCGUGCCAGACGCCUGGCGCAGAGGUUCAACACUUACGUCCCGGAAGAGACGGCGUCCGCCGACGAUGUCGCCAACACCAGGGUGGGCAUGAUCAAGGAACUGUUCGGCAGGAUUGGGGAUGACGUCUACGUUGAGCCCAGUCUGCAGGUGGAUUAUGGCUGCAACAUCACGGUUGGAGACCGGUUCUACGCCAACUUCAACUGCGUCAUUCUCGACUGCGCCCAUGUCACCAUUGGCGACAGAGUCUUUUUUGCGACGGGGGUGAGCCUCAUCACGGCAACUCACGAGACGGGCUUGCAGUCAAGGAGAGACAACAUCGAGUACGCGGAGCCCAUCACCAUUGGGGACGACUGCUGGCUCGGAGCAAACGUCACGGUGCUGCCUGGAGUCAAGAUAGGCAAGGGUUGCACAAUCGGCGCGGGAGCUCUCGUAAGCAAAGACAUUCCGGAUUACUCAGUUGCAGUUGGCGUUCCAGCCAAGGUCAUCAAGAAGGUAGACCCCGUGGAUUAG